Molecule: messenger RNA, 936 nt
Organism: Homarus americanus (American lobster)
Lineage: Eukaryota; Metazoa; Arthropoda; Malacostraca; Decapoda; Nephropidae
Product: skin secretory protein xP2-like
Exons: 2
Coding region: 1-936 (311 amino acids)
Source: RefSeq, a predicted model, not a curated record
AUGUAUUAUUUUUCCGCCCUGUGCGGAAAACAAACUAAGAAAGGUUAUGAUAAAUUUGAAUAUGUCGUGUAUCCUCCAUUGGAGUUGUUCGACUUCAAAAUAUUCUUUGCAAAAGAAUCGUUCAAUACAGAAACGUUGACAAAUUUGCAUAAUUUUUGUGCCAAGUCGCUGGCAAGUCUCGCCAAGCGCCUGGCCCCCUGCCCCCAUGUAGAUGACCCUCCCAAGGCGGUCACCGAAGGGGACGCUCCCCACGCGGUCGCCGAAGGGGACGCUUCCCAGGUGGUUGCCGGAGGGGACACUCCCCAGGCCGUCGCCGAAGAGGACGCUCCCCAGUCCGUCGCCGAAGGGGACGCUCUCCAGGCCGUCGCCGAAGGGGACGCUUCCCAGGCCGUCGCCGAAGGGGAUGCUUCCCAGGCCGUCGCUGAAGGGGACGCUUCCCAGGCCGUCGCUGAAGGGGACACCCCACAGGUCGCUGAAGGGGACGCCCCCCAGGACGUCGCCGAAGGAGACGCCUCCCAGGCCGUCGCCGAGAACGUCCUCCAGGCCGUCGCCGAAGGAGACGCCUCCCAGGCCGUCGUCGAGGACGUCCUCCAGGCAGUCGCCGAAGAGGACGUCGCCGAAGAGGACGCUCCCCAGGCUGUCACCGAAGUGGACGCUCCCCAGGAGGUCACCGAAGGGGACGCUCCCCAGGCGGUCACCGAAGUGGACGCUCCCCAGGAGGCGGUCACCGAAGGGGACGCUCCCCAGGCGGUCACCGAAGGGGACGCUACCCAGGCGGUCACCGAAGGGAACGCUCCCCAGGCGGUCACCGAAGGGGACGCAUCCCAGGCGGUCAACGAAGGGGACACUCCCCAGGCGGUCACCGAAGGAAAGCCCUGGUAUGCCCCUGUAGAGCUGCUGUCCAAGCCCUGGGCCAAUAAACCAACUCACUGUUAA